AGGUCAUUAUAUACAAUGUGAUGAGGCGAUAAAAUAUUAGGUUGGUUGAGCCGACGAUGAAGCUGCCGACUCCGGCGAGAGUGAACUGCAGGUUGGCGGCGAUGGCCAAGAGAGCGGGUUGGAGACUCAUGUCAAGCCUAUGCCGGAAAAGGUCGUGGAAGCCGGCAACCCCGAGGGCCGGGAGGGGCACCAUCGACUGCCGGAUGCAGGGGCGGCUCUCGUCGCCCAUAGGCAGGAGCAACGGAUGGGUAGGAACGGCUCUCGCGGCAGUGGAGAAUUGCAGAAAUUUCAGAUCACUUCUGCUGAAUCUGAUGAAGCGAGAUUGGGGAAAGGAGCAGAUUCUGAAGCAAGGCCCAUAUAUGCACAUUCUAAACCAGCUUGUGGGAGAGAUGAUGAAAGCCCCAGAAGUCCUCUGCAACAAAAAGUCCAUGGGGAACCGAGUCAGAAGCAUGAUCAAGUGAACAGUGUGUCAUUGGAUCGAAUGCCUGAGCAUCUCCACACAACUUUGGGAGUUUCAGGUGUGACCCAACCAUCUAAUGGCGAGACGGCUAUUCAAGUGCAAACACUGUUGAUUCAACCGACGGAUGAAAGAGUAGUGCUGCACAGUCGCAGAGAAGAAGUGAUAAAAAGUGCCAUGAAGUUUUCAUACAUGUCAAUCGGCAUUUCUGGUGGUGCAUUGGUAACUAUCUUCUUUGGAAACUACGUAAACCAAUGGGAGCAGAGCCACAUUUUUCACCUCAAGAUCUGCACCUUGAUCAUGCUCGCAUCCUUUGUUUCUGGAGUCAGCAUUCCGCUGCUUAAUUAUCUCCAACACCACAUCAGUGUCUCUCUACAACUCUUCGGAAGCCUCAAGUGCACAGCCUUUGCACUAUUUGUCCUAGCGCUGCUCGAUGUGUCCUUUCUUUUUAUGAAGAUACUUGCACUGUUUGCGUUCGUCCCAACAAUUGCCGUGGUUGUGAUUGUCUAUGUGAUUGCAUUCGAUGAGGCGCCGUCGACGAGUGAUGGCCAUCAUCAGCAAUAGUCUCUCUUGUAAUAUGCUGAUGCUGAAUAAUAUAUGAUAGUAUAGAUAUAUUGUAAUUCAUUAUCAUGAAUUUUUUUA
Messenger RNA from Musa acuminata AAA Group (dessert banana), 1099 nucleotides. RefSeq lists its product as uncharacterized. Bases 140 to 1021 code for a protein of 293 amino acids. The transcript has 6 exons. Lineage: Eukaryota; Viridiplantae; Streptophyta; Magnoliopsida; Zingiberales; Musaceae. The record is from RefSeq and is a predicted model, not a curated record.